Molecule: messenger RNA, 3177 nt
Organism: Orbicella faveolata
Lineage: Eukaryota; Metazoa; Cnidaria; Anthozoa; Scleractinia; Merulinidae
Product: octopamine receptor beta-2R-like
Biological process (GO): G protein-coupled receptor signaling pathway
Cellular component (GO): plasma membrane
Molecular function (GO): G protein-coupled receptor activity
Source: RefSeq, a predicted model, not a curated record
AUGAAAGAUCAUAUAUUUGAACUGCGGAGACAGAUAUGAAUCUCCGACAUGAUUGACAUGAUUGUAUAACUGCGGUGAUCAAUCACGUCUUCAUAAGAAACCCAGUGUCCAUAUCUUACCUUGACAGCUCUACAAGUGUUUGCCCUAUAAAGUUAUUUAAAAAAUACGAAGUGUUCACUAUCUAAAUUCUCGUUACAAAAUCGAUAACUUUCCGGUAGACAGGUGACAAGAACAAAGAAAGCAUUUGUUUUGAUUUACCACUAAAUUCUUCGAACUGAAAUUUAAAGAGGAGUAUGUCAAUCAGUUAAGAGAGUUGACAGCGUGGAACUGAAGUACAUUCACAUUUGUUAAUAAUUAACGUGAGCCCUUAAGCGCCUUUUGUUUUGCAGGCGACGUUUCGCCUCAGGGGCCAUUGUCGGCAUUGUUAAUUGUUAGCUUUGACGCACCUUUACUUCCAUAAAUGUUUGUUUGUUUAACAAGGUGAGUCAUUUUAGCUUUCGAUAGGCAAAAUGGUAUGUUCUUAACGUUAUCUUGGGUCAAAUUUCGACUCAUCUGUCGGCACAUCCUUCAUUUGAACGCGUACGGCUUCAGUGAAAUCGACACCUCUAAUGAUCUGUGGAUACAAAAUUUCAAAGUAAGUUUGCUUUAUUGUUGGAUCCUUUCUUUCCUUCAAGUCGGAUGAGCCCGGAUAUAUAAUUCUUAUCCUAUCCUUACAUUGCGCUGAAUACGUUACAGUUCUCAAUCUCUACCUGGGUUUGUGAGUUCUAUGAUAUUAAUUCAGUGGCUUGCGCUGUUUACGAUUUGCACUCUGAUUUAAUUCCGGCGCCACUCUGACCUGCUCCAACAAAUUUGAAAACGUCAAUCUAUGGAGAAUUUGUUCCGGUAACAUUUGAAGCUUAAAAAAAUGAGCGAACAACGUUCAAAGUCAAAGAUUUUAAAAAGCUCUUAUUUGAAGCCCCAGAUUAUUUUCUUGGCCCCCGUUGCAACUGGCGUAACGAUCACUUUUCGCUCGAAUUCUCAAUUAGUCAUUGACACUUUAUUGGCACAACACUUUCGCUUCCAUUGCCAACAAACUUCUUUAAUUUUAAUUUUUAAACGAAUUCUAAAUACUCAAUCCGAAAGCCUAACUUAAAUCACCAGUCUAUCGCAGUUUUCCCGGGUAAUUUCAAUAUUUAAGGUUUUUAAAAUGUUAAAAUCUGUUUUCAGCUUUUCCGCUCCAUUUCAUUUUUAAGGGGUUGAAAUUUUGAGAUGCGCAGUCUUGGCAUCAAUUUAUCUCUUAGCUAUUGUGAAUAUAAAGCUGCACUUUCCUCUUAGCGAAAUGAAAUUUGGCUUAUAUCUAUCCUUUCUCUUUGUUUCUUUUUUAAAAAGCUUGGGUAUGGUAAAUGUGAGUCACUUUUAAUGUGGUACAAAUCAAGGAGGAAGCAGUAAACUCGAAAGGGUGGCUCUGUAUCUUAGACUAAAUGAAUACUUAAAUUUUAGAAUAAAUUUUCAAGGAUACGCUACCAGUGACGUAGCGCCUUAAACAACCAAUCACGACUGUGGAGAUAAGAAAAUAUGAAGAUGAAUUUAUAAUUUUUACCGCGUUCUUUCUUAUCCACUGAAGAUCUGCAAGGAAUUACCCUUUGUCUAUUUUUCCAAUCUUUUAGUAUAAUUAAAAUGCUCAUACAAAAUAAACUUUUAGGCCUUGACUCCGAAUUACAACAUUACUUUUAUCCCGAGAGUUUAUCUGCUAAUCCAUUUGGAAACUUUAAAUGUGCGAUAUUAAAAUAUACUGAUAUUUGAAAGAGCUUGUUGGCUGCGACUAAAUUCAGGGAAAAUCGAACGUUCCAGAGAGGCUUUCAGCAACUGUGUAAUUGGGGAAUUACGUACGAAAUAAAAAUUACGGACGUAAAACCAAACGGAAUAUAACAGGGAAAUGUGAUGGCUAUUUUUAUUUCUUGUUCAAAUCUUGCAGGGUGUAGCAGGUGUAGCAAAACAAAAAUAAUUCAGGCAGAUAUCAAGAUGCUCAACAAUACGAACUCAUCAGCGCCCCAACAUCCCCAAGACGACAUCUUGAGCGUUGACACUCAAGCAAUAGCUGAGCUAGUUCCUGUUGCAUUACUGAUUAUCCUUGCCAAUGGAUUGGUGUUAGUUUUAUUUGUGAAAAAGACACAUCUUCGUACACCAGCAAAUUACGUCCUUUUCAGUUUAGCUGCUUGUGAUUUCAUCACCGGAAUCGUCAAUAUUCCCUUGUUCAUCGUAGUCGCGUUCACACUGCUUAUCGGGCCGUCAGACCAUUAUAUGGUUCUUCUGGUGAGCGUGGUCAACAAUUUUACAGCCAUAUCAGCUUGUUAUCACAUACUAGCUGCAACUACAGAGAAAUAUCUGUCGAUAAUCUGGCCAGUGAAGCAUCGAUCGAUAACCAGGAAAACAGUUUUUAAAGUGCUUCAAGUUGUUUGGGUGGUGUCUUUCAUUGUGGCUUUCAUUCCCUUUGCUUGGGUUAACAUGGAGGAUACAGAAACGCAAAGGAAAUUAACACUAGAGCAUGUCAUAUUCUGUCUCGUGGCAGUUUUCCUGUUGCCGUAUGCAUUUAUGAUCUAUGCCUUUGCGGUUAUUUUCAAAUCAAUUUCCAAUCAGGGGAAGACGGAAGGAAACAUUAUCUCGAGGUCACAUUUCAAUCGACAAGCUGCUCUAGAAAGAAGAUGCUUAAUUUUGUUCGCUUCUAUGGCAAUAAUCUUCCUUGUAUGUUGGUUGCCAUGGUUUAUUUUGUUGCUCAUGUACAAGGUAGAAGACAAUUUGGAAGACAUGGAAAUUGCAGCUCACGUGUUUGUGCUCGUUAGGUAUGCUACCUCUAUCAUAAAUCCUCUACUGUACACGUUUUUUAGACGAGAUUUCAACAAGGCACUCAAGUCUCUGUUUAAAAGGAAACGAUCACAGCGCUUUUCGAGAGACAGUGAUGUCAACAGGCAAAUUUUAACUAAAGACGGGGAUGACACUGCUGAGGACAUCGUCUGACUCAUUUGUGUUGAAAGACAUUGUCUAGGGCCUCGAUUUGUCUUGAAAACCGAUCACAGCUUGCUUGUUAUUUAAUUCUAAGAGAAAUACUUGAAGGAAAAGCUCAGUUUUGGCGCUUUUACUGAACAAUUUACCUAAUGGAGCUCAUUGAAAACAUGCCUUAUUAAAGUUCUACUGAAACGA